Myripristis murdjan (pinecone soldierfish) is the source of this 1788-nucleotide messenger RNA. RefSeq names its product ring finger and CHY zinc finger domain containing 1 (gene rchy1). The transcript has 10 exons. Gene Ontology annotation, biological process: ubiquitin-dependent protein catabolic process; protein ubiquitination. The record is from RefSeq and is a predicted model, not a curated record. Gene Ontology annotation, molecular function: ubiquitin protein ligase activity; zinc ion binding. The coding region runs from base 24 to 842 and encodes 272 amino acids. Gene Ontology annotation, cellular component: nucleus. Lineage: Eukaryota; Metazoa; Chordata; Actinopteri; Holocentriformes; Holocentridae.
CGAUCCCUAACUUUGGUGGAGAAAUGGCUUCUCCUGCUGGAUGUGAACACUAUGUCCGCAGCUGUUUAUUGAAAGCACCUUGCUGUGGGAAACUGUAUGUGUGCCGACUGUGCCAUGAUGCAGAGGAGAACCAUCAGAUGGACCGUUUCCAGGUCAGAGAGGUGCAGUGCUCUGACUGCCACACACUGCAACAGGCACAGCAGACCUGCCAGCAGUGUCAUGUGCAGUUUGGGGAGUAUUACUGUGACAUAUGCCACUUGUUUGACAAGGAUAAGAAGCAGUAUCACUGUCAGCUCUGUGGAAUAUGCAGGAUUGGGCCAAGGGAGAAGUAUUUCCACUGUGGAAAGUGUAAUUUGUGUUUAGCCACUAGUCUGCGCGGAAACCACAAGUGUGUGGAAAAUGUUUCGAGACAAAACUGCCCUGUAUGUAUGGAGGAUAUCCACACCUCCAGAGUAAGAGCACAAGUUCUUCCAUGCGGCCACCUUCUACACAAGACAUGCUUUGAUGACAUGAUCAGAACUGGUGCGUACCGCUGCCCUCUGUGCAUGCACUCCGCCUGGAACAUGGAGGACCACUGGGAACAGAUGGACAAAGAGAUCGCCCAGUCACCCAUGCCCACUGAAUACCAGGAUGCCACUGUCAAGAUCAUAUGUAACGACUGCCAGGCCCACUGUAUGGUGCCUUUCCACGUACUGGGGAUGAAGUGCAGCAGCUGUGGCUCCUACAACACGGCCCAGGAUGGUGGACUCAUUCAGCAGCCUCGACAACAGCAGCCGGAGCCAGACACAGAGACCGAGGGAGAAACAGACACUGAGCCAGAGCAGCACGAUCACCCGGAGUGACCUCUCUGACCCAUAUUAUAUUUACAUCGGCUGAUGGGGUUAUUCAAUGACAUACAUGAGUGUAACAGUAGAGAAAGAUUCAGGUAUGAUUUUGUCAAUGCUAAUGGUGAAAAACACAAGCAACAAAUUUGCAAUGCCCAGACAAUAACAUGUAAGGCUCUCACCCCAGCCUGAGUGGUAUACUACAUCAGGAUCCCACACACUAUUCUCCAUGAAACAAGCACUUUAAUGGAAAGCAUCAGAAUUGGUUGACGCUAAUCUUAUUUAUUAAGAAAACAAGAUUUCUCCAUGGAAGUUUUUGUCAAAAACAUCACAAUCAGCCUCCUCUUUGUUUUUUGUUACUGGUGGAAGUUAAUGUCUGGAAUUAUAGAGAAAUGCUUUCAAUCCCCACUAACUUCAACUGGCAUGCUUGGACUAUUUUCUCAGUUGCAUGAAUCAGUGUGACAGCUUUGUUUUUGUUAAUAAGGGAUUUGUUAUUAAGGGGUUAAUAAUUGAAUUGUUCAUCACACUCUACCUCUCUGUUUUGUGUUAUACCCAUUACUGUAAUAAAAGUAGACUCCUGAUAAGCUGUUGAUUCAAAGGGCCUGGGUAGUCUUCACCCCUCUUUCUCUUGAGCAGUGAAGACUGUUUCUGGGACAGAACUAUUCAUCUCUCUUAAAUCCUAUGCUGGCACAACUCUCAGUAAAGUGAUCCUCCUCUAUCUUAUUAAAUAAAGUGUUGUCAAUACACAUUGCCAAUUUGCCAUCAAUAAAGUUUGGCUGAAAUAUGUUUGGAGAACAGAUGCAGGUGCUUUGGGAUUGUACAGUAUUGGAGCAUAGAUAACAUUUUUGAUUUUAAAAAACAUGUAAAUAAUACAAAAUGAAGAAUGAUACUCAAGAGACUAAACACUGAAUAUAUUUCUGUUUAAACAGCAUAUUUUCUAACUAAUUAAACCAUUGUAGGACUC